Colletotrichum navitas is the source of this 1184-nucleotide messenger RNA. RefSeq names its product Pam16-domain-containing protein. The transcript has 2 exons. The record is from RefSeq and is a predicted model, not a curated record. Gene Ontology annotation, cellular component: TIM23 mitochondrial import inner membrane translocase complex. Lineage: Eukaryota; Fungi; Ascomycota; Sordariomycetes; Glomerellales; Glomerellaceae. Bases 266 to 691 code for a protein of 141 amino acids. Gene Ontology annotation, biological process: protein import into mitochondrial matrix.
GUUCUCGGCGCACGGGCAAACUCGCCCCUCCGAUGGCGCUGGGCAAGCCCGGAAUUUCUUGUCGGCAAAAUCUCCCGAUCGUGAACUGGAAUUUUCUGGAUUGCGAGCCAACGCAGUGCCCAUCCGGUCCUCCGCAACAAGCCAGCCCUCAACGCGCGACAUCGCAUCCCGGUUCCCCCCAAGACCGCGCGACUAGCCAAACUUCGAUUCCACAGUCCCCUUUCGUAUCCCUUAUUACGUGGACUACGUUCCACUACCCGCAAACAUGGCCUACCGCCUCAUCACUCAGGUCCUCUUCGUCGGUACCCGCAUCGUCGGCCGCUCUUUCGCCGCCGCUUAUAGGCAGGCCCAGGCCUCGUCCGAGUACCAGCGCGCGCAGGCCAAGAACGGCAACGCGGCCGCCGGAGCCAAGGGCAAUCUGUCGUCCGGCAUGACUCUCGACGAGGCUUGCAAGAUCCUCGACGUCGAGGCGCCCAAGGACGGAACCCAGAGCGCGGGCAACGUCAUGGAGCGCUUCAAGAAGCUGUUCGACGCCAACGACCCCAAGAAGGGCGGCAGCUUCUACCUUCAGAGCAAGGUCCUGCGUGCGCGAGAGAGGUUGGAGAAGGAGAUUGGGCCGCUGGUCGAGAAGGAGGAGGUCGAGUCCGAGGUGAAGGAGGGGUUCAAGCCCAAGAUUUACAAGGACCGGUGAGCGGGUUGCAUGCACGGUGCCCGGGGCGGCGGGCGGAACCGUAACCGACUGAUCGACCGACGUACAGGCGGAAGCGAAUCCGAAGGACGGAAGGCCAUAGAGUGGGUGAUCUGCCAACGCGGACCUCGCUCGAGAAAGGGGAUGGCCUUGGGUAAAACAACUGUAUUGGAACAAACUUCACUCGACUCCGCAUGGCAAGGCGUUUCUGGGGAGGGAUCUCUUUUUAUUUUCACGGCGCGGCACCGCCAGCAUUGGCAUGGUUAGACGAUAUAAAAAGAGGGCGGUGCCUGCGCGGGAAUGUGUUAAUACUGUACCAUAAGACACCGGGAGCGCAACGAUGAGGAGUUGGGCCGAUGAGUAGAGAAAGAGAGGUCGGCUUAGAGAACGCGGACCUUGUGUACUGUAUACUCAACAAUGAAGCUAUCAAACUGCCGGUGGAUGGACUCGGGGUGAUGAACUUACCGGCCAGAUGACCGGCCGCGCAGUAUGUUGG